CGGUGGCAAUCCUCUUAUACCAUACGAUUGUCAUUUGUUGGCUGUGGCUAGCAAAAGAGCGAAAGUUGCCUUCGAUCCGAGAAGAAUAAUUCGCCUUCAGUUGUUUCAGUGCCGAAUAAUCGACGUUUCAGUGCAUGCUGGGAUAUGCGGCGUUGCGUCUGAAGUGAUUAUAGUGAGCUCUGACUGUACAGUUUUGGACUCACGAGUGACACAGUGUUGUGUUUCUAACGGCUGGAACGCGGGCGCCGGUUAACUUUUGACUUUCUUAGAGACAUCCAGGAGAUAUCGAUGAGCAGUAUGGCGAGAAUCCUUAUUUUAUUCAUAUGCACAACACUAGCCUUAACACAAGCGUUACCAACUCAACCGGAGCUCAUCACACAACCACAACCAGGCGAAGAAUAUGUCUUCGUCCAAUCCUCAAGUAGCGAUGCAAAACCAAUUAAAAGAAACGAAAAACCGAUACAAGAACAAAAAGAAUUCGAAACUGCUCACAAACUGCCUGCUUCAUUGACUUACGCUUUAGAAAAAGAAGAAAGCGAAGAAGAUAACACCAAAGUUAAAACAUCGAAUGACGAUAAGAAGAUUCAUAAAAGAGAGGCUCAGAAGGCUCCCGCUCCUCCACCACCUGGAGCUACAAAAAUCGACGUCAAAGCGUUGUUAGCUAAAUACCAAAUCGUAAGUUCCACCACAAGCACUUCCAGACCGUCAACCACAACAACGAAGAAAAAUCAACGCCGCAGGGGAAGCAAGAGGGUGAAAAAAGAAGCAAAACCCGAAAAUCUAGAAGUUACCAGCUCUAGUCCGAUUUUGACCACAGGAAAAUCAUUACCAAGAGCUGCUCUCGAUGAUAUUCCUUUGGUCGGUGCUGCCAGUGAUAAACAGAGAUCGAGGAUUCAAAUCAAAAAAGGUCCCAAUGGACAAGAAUAUGAAUACGAAUACGUUUAUUAUUAUUACGAUGAUGAUGAUCCUAAAGACAAACCGAUAACUAAUGCCCACGAUGGUCCAGCCAGAAACCAAAUCCCCACUGGUGAUAAGAAACCUGUACCAGAGAGCAAUGAAGUUCUUCCUUCGAGAGCCAGUAAAAACAGAGGCAGGCAGUUGGGUGAAGAUGACACUGUCAACGAAGAACGAUUACCAGCAAAUACCAGAUUUCCACCUAGAAGCAGAAACUUGAAUACCACUCCCCUGCCAGAGGAGGAAAUAAAGCCGGUGACCAGAGGCCGAGGAAGAGGAAGGCCAGCCGGCGAGGCUGUCAGUGAGGCCGACAGUGUUACAGACGAAACUCAGGGUUCAAGAGGCCGAACUCGAGCUAACGUUCACAGGGUAAAUUUGGAUUUGAUCGACAGCGACUCGUUUAACACCCACAGCGGCGGUCCUGGACAGGGAAAACAACCAUCUUUUCCACAAGAACUUCCAGAAGGCCCGGCUCAAGAACCAGUAAAGCAACCGGCGCCACCAGUAGACGAAGAAGUCGAUGAAAGUUCAGACAAAGACAGUACUACAUCUUCGGUAGAUCCUACCACCACUGCUAUGUCAUCGAUGGAUAAAGUAGCUCUAGAUUUGUAUGCCAUUUCACAAGGAACUCAGAAAUUAUUUGGUGAAGAAGGUGAAGCAAAUACAGAAGACGGUAAAACUGGAUCUACGGAAGAUGCUACAGCAGAAGAUUCUACAGAAUUCGAAACCACUUCAACUACAACGACUACUACAACUACCACAACCACAACUACGACUACAACGACCCCUCCACCUCCUCCUUCCACGGAACCACCAUCAACCGUAGGUAGAAGCAAAUUUGGAUCCGGCAGACGAGUUCCAAAUGGAAGGAAAACUACUGCUCAUACCAGUAGUACGACAGAAGCGUCAUCAUCUGAGCCCAAAAAGAAAUUCGGCAGACCGAGUUUCGGUGGAAGGUCCAGAACUAGAACUACACCUGCACCUGCUGCGGAAGAAGAAGCUCAUGAGGAAGAAGCUAAGCCAGUUGGUCAAUCAAGGCCAACAUUGAGUCGUUCCCGUUUUGGAGCUUCCAGACCAAGAGGCAGAACCACAGCUGCGCCCUCCGAAGAGCCAAAAGAAGAAUCAGCAAGUAGUGCUGCUCCUUCAAGUAGAGCUUCCCUACCACGUGCUCGACCAAACUUUGGUUCAUCAAGAACUCGAGGUAGAACCACUGCAUCUCCAUCAACUGAAAGUGAGAGCGAUGUAUCUGGAUCAACUGCAGAAGCAAGCACAACAGUGAGAUCGCGAAGAAUUAAUGGAGUAAGACCAUUGAGGCCAGGACCCAGAUUGAAUAUCGGAACUAGAGGAAGAACCACAAGUACUGAGCCACCUGUAGAGGACCACGUAACUGGAGAUGAAGAGCCAGAGGCUAGUGAACCGGAGAUUAAAGAAAAGGAAGAAACUCCAGCUCCAGUAGAUAACUCUCCGCUCGGACGUCUACGUAACAAAAGUCGAUUGACACCCCAAGCGCGCCAAAAAACAGCGGCCAGCGCUCCGGUUCAAGUGCGUAGAAUCAACCCACUGUUGAACCGCAAACGACCUGGCCAUACAACGGAAGCGACAUCUAGCGAAGCCCCUGUCGAAUCGCCUUCGACGGAAGAAGCAGCCGAAGCUGAUACUUCUGCCGAAGAAGAAGAGACAGAAGCUGCCGCGCCUAGUUCUACUACAACCGAGGAGCCGAAAGGAUUAAAUAAAUUGUUGGCGGGUAGAAGGAGGUUGGCAGCAAGGACUCCCGGAACGCUGGCUGGUAAAGCAUAAAUGGGAGAUCAUAGAGACUGCUUUAGUAUUUCACUGAAUGUUAAUUUUUAAUUGUUACGUAACUAAUUGUGUUGUUUCGAUGUUUUUAGUUUCACCAUUUUUUUAUACUUACUGUUUUAUUUUUCAAAAUUUGACUGCAGCCAAGACCAAAAUGGACAAAUAGAAUAAACAAUGAUUUUUUUGGUUAUUGUCACAAACUUCCUGCCUUAUGUUGUGUGGCAGUUUCUUAGAAUUGUUUGAUACAAUUUUAUUCUUUUAACCUUAAAAGUUUCCCCAUUUAAAUAAAUCUAAUUUUACAUCUUCUUUACGUUUAAGAACAUCUGUAAUAUUAGUGUCCAACAAAAAAUCUUCACCACAUUAAAAAAAAGGUUCACUUUUUUUAUUCUAAAAAAGUUGAUGCAUGGUAUAAAACUGAAAAAGCAAUAAGACAGCAAUAAGAUAUUCUUUUUGACGGAGGGAUCCUUAGAAGACAAUCUCUACAGGUUGUUGAAGCAUAUUUAUGACAAUGAGAGAUGUAGAUCAUUCCAAUAGUUAUUUAUUGAAAAAAUAAAAAAUAAUUUCAAUAUCACAUAAAAAGUUUAUUACAAAAAAUAAAGGGGUAACAUUAGGACUAUAACAAAAAUUCAUAAGAUAACUGUAAUUGUGACAAAGAACUUAAAAGUUAACACUUUGAUUUAUUUUAAAUGAUUGAUGUAUUUUUAUUUUUAUUAGGACAUCUAUAUGAUUUGUUUUCAACUAUCUACAGUUAAGUCUCUAUACACUGUAUCGUAAAAUGUUGAUGUACCCUCUAGAGAUAAAAACGUAAACGUAAAGUAAAUGCUAAAAAUGUUAACGGAAGAUGUGCUAAAUAUCUAGCUGUUCCUAAAAUAUUGUUUAUGACAAAUAGUGAAUAAAAUAUCUGUUGCAUGCCUACGUUUGUAGUAAAUUUGACAGGUAGAGAACUUAUUUUUUCAAUUAAAACAAAUUUAUAAAAAAAAAUAUAUGUAUUUUGUAAUAGUACAACAAAAUGUCAUAUUUAAAUUAAAAGCUAAUUCUGUAAAUAUAUAUACGUAAGAUUUAUUACAAGUUAAUAUGCUUUUUUAGAUAAUCGAUUAUCUUAUUUUUAUAUAAUUUUAUUUUCCCACUUUUUUUAAAUGUGCAGGCCACAAACGUGCCAAUAUUUUAGCGAUAGCGAUAUAGAUUUGUAACUUAUUAAAAAUAGGACUUUUUUUCAUUUGUACAUAAAUAAAAAUUGGUUUUUAU
Molecule: messenger RNA, 3993 nt
Organism: Psylliodes chrysocephalus
Lineage: Eukaryota; Metazoa; Arthropoda; Insecta; Coleoptera; Chrysomelidae
Source: the annotation of a GenBank genome assembly